This is a messenger RNA of Oppiella nova, 306 nucleotides long. The record is from the annotation of a GenBank genome assembly. NCBI's taxonomy places the organism in Eukaryota, Metazoa, Arthropoda, Arachnida, Sarcoptiformes, Oppiidae.
ACUAAACUGGAGAACGACUUCCGGCAGCAUCUGAUCAAACACUCGGAUCGGUUCGCGUGCAGUGAAUGCGAUAAGCGGUUCCUAAAGGAGGCGCACCUCCGGCACCACAUGCGCUCACACGACGACACCCUCAAGUUGAGGUGCGAGUGGCCCGGCUGUGAGCGGCUGUUCACCUCUAAGAGCAACUUCAAGUCGCAUAUGAAUACCCAUACCGGGGAACAGGUGUACGCGUGCGAGUGGCCCGGCUGUGGAAAGACAUCACUCAAUCAGAAGUCGAUGUUGAGUCACGCGGCAAAAGCCCAUAAG